Molecule: messenger RNA, 4511 nt
Organism: Chara braunii
Lineage: Eukaryota; Viridiplantae; Streptophyta; Charophyceae; Charales; Characeae
Source: the annotation of a GenBank genome assembly
GCGUCCCACGUGGGGCCACGUGGGAGGUCGCGGGCUCGAUUCUUGUGAUCGAUUCGGGGGAGGAUUUUUUCCUGGCACGAUCCUUAGCUUCUCCGGACCCGUCUGUCUAAAUAUAGAUCGAUUAAUAUAGAUCGGGUAAGGUUGAUAAUUGGAUAAGGUUGAUUGGAUAAGGUUGAUUGUGAUUGGAUAAGGUCGAUUGUGAUUGGAUAAGGUUGAUUGUGAUUGGAUAAGGUUGAUUGUGAUUGGAUAAGGUUGAUUGAAAAAAAAAGAAGGGAAAGAAGAAGAAUGAAUAAAUUGAGCGGUCGAUAGUCUAAUCAGGCAAACAUAAGGACAAACGAACAGUUGAUUGAUUAAGCAGUUGAACAGGCAAACAGAUGGAAGUACUCGGAGAGUGAGGGUAGGUGGAUGGAGAGGGGGAGGGGGAGAGAGAGAGAGGGAGAGAGAGAGAGGGAGGGAGAGAGGGAGAAGAAGAAAGGGGGAAUGGCUCCAUGCGUUGAUCUAUGUUAGACGAAGUGGAAGAGGAGGUCUGAAGAAUUUGCCUCUUUUUCGCUUUGAAAAAAGGGGAAGAAAAGAAGGAAUUGGGGAAGACGAGCGGGAUUAAUCAGACGAUCUUUCACUGAAGGUUCAGGGAAAAAGCGCGGGAAAGAGAGCGUGAGUACCCGGAGGGAGGGAGGGAGGGGGGGCGAACCACCGAUGGCGCCAGUCGCCGACUUGACAGAGCGGGAGAAACGACAGUGGGGUAGGGGUUUGGAAGCGCGGGAAGGAUAAUCAAUCAAUGAUUUGAAAGCGCGGGAACGACCAUCUGCCUGUGAUUUGAAAGCGCGGGAAGGAAAAUUAGAGAGGGAGGGAUUCGAAAGAGCGGGGAAUCUAAAUCAGUCCGUCGUUUUUUGCUUGAAAGAGCGGGAAGAAGGACAAGCAGUCGGUGAUUUGAAAGAGCGGGAACGAUAAUCAGUCACUGGUUCAAAAAGCGCGGGAAGGACGAUCAGCGGGGAGUGCAAUCUGGAUCUGUUCCUUUGCGUUGAAGAAGCGAAGGCAACUUAAGCAAGAGGAGAACAAGAAGAGGAGGAGGAGGUUGAGGAAGCGAAAGCAAGAGGGAGAACAAGAAGAGGAGAAGGAGGAGGAGGCGGAGGAGGAGGAGGUAGGAGAAUAUGGAUCAUUUGAAUUUAGAAGAUAUACUUCUGGAGGCUUGGCACAAUAAGAGGCCUAAUUGGGCAGUUCUUGGGCUAUUCCUAGCUGGGCUAGCUCCUCUGUCCUGGGCGGCUUACUCAUGGAUUUCAUCGGUUGGGUACAUCAUCCAGGCUCUGUAUGGAAUGGCUACAGGGUUCGCGAUGGUCGCUCUCUUUCACUUCUACUCGCUUCGAAGAAGCAAACACCGAAGACGAAGGGCGGCAUUUAUUGCAGCUAUGUCCAACCUGAGCAAAAAGGAUUUGGAGAGGUUGUUUCCUCGUGGGUUUCACCAUGCACUGUCAUUCAGCGACAUGGGAUCAGAACAUUGGCUGAACAGGAAUUUGAGAGUGGUUUGGCCUCAUCUAAGCCAGGCUGCGUCAGCACUCGUCAAGAAUACGUUGCAAGGCGCACUCAAUGAUUAUCGGAUCGAGUUCAUCAAGAGCGUUGAGGUGACGACCGUCAGCCUUGGAACCGUUGCCCCCGACUUGAGAGGAGUGAGAUGUGGUGGGCAUCACCCGAGUAUUCCUGGAGAUGAUAUUGUGCUGGAGGCUGAGCUUGAUUGGAGGAGACCAAGGGGAGAGCUCCUUGAGCUCAAGGUCACGCCGGCAGUGGGUCCGGCAAUUAAGAUCCAGGUUAAGAAAAUACAAUUCCAUUGUAUGCUGAAGCUUGUUUUUAAGCCGCUAGUGGAUGAGCUCCCAUGCAUCGGUGCAAUGCUGGUCUCAAUGUCUGACGAGCCUACCGUCAACUACAAGAUCGAGCUUGUAGGGGUUCCUGAUGUCACCUCCUUGCCGGCAUUUGAUAAGAUGAUCGAUGAUUCUAUCAAGUCGGCCAUCGUGGACUCACUUGUCUGGCCUGCAAGGAAAAUUAUUCCGUUCAUGGAUAGAGAUUUCAGCUAUUUGGCCUUGCUGCCAGUAGGCAUUGUGAAUAUCAUUCUCAUCGAGGCAAGAGACAUCAUCCAGGUAGAUGUGAUUAGCAAAUCCGAUCCAUUUGUGGUGAUGUUCAUCCACAAGAAGCAAGGCCUUGUGAAGCGCAGCUCAAGCAAGAAGAAUACACAGAAGCCCUAUUGGAACGAAGGCUUUGAUCUAGAGGUCGAGGAUCCAAACUUCCAAGCUGUGAAUUUCGUGGUGAUGGAUUCGGAGGUGCUCGGGAAGGCUGACUUUUUGGGGGCAGCCGUCUUCCCGCUCACUGAGCUGAAGCCCUUCAAACAGCAAGAUAUCUGGCUAGAGUUGUUUGCUGAUGUCAAGAAUCCCAGGAAGGGUCGGCGAGGCAAAUUGCGUGUCCGCAUGACGUACAAGCCCUUCAAAGAACAAGAACCGUUAUCCCCUCUUUCGGAUGGAGACUCUGUGGAGGUUGGCAGCCAAACAGACGGUGAGUCACUCGGUGGAGAUCUCGGAAGCUCCGGCGUAUCUGAGGAGUUGCGGGCGAGUGCAUGCAGAAACAAUGGCGUUGCUGAGAUAGAAAGCGCUGUCGACAGUUCUCGCCGUCGUCAGGGGCUACUCGUGCCAGAGGGUUCGCCGUCGCUACCCCCUUUGAUGCCCCAAGCCAAGGGAGGACAGCCUCAACAACCUUUGGGCAGUCAGAAUGGGGUGAAUUUGGUGAGGCAUCAUUCUGCAACGUUGCCAGGACAGCCAACAACGCAUAUUGAGGGUGGGGGUGGGCGAGCAGGAGACGGUAAACCCCACGUGAUCCGCAGGAGGAUGCCAUCACUGCCCGCCACCCCCGUUGGGAAGGACAGAUUUGACCUUCAACCCAGCUGGAGUGGGGAGCUGGAGAAAGCCCGGCACAGGAGAUCGAUGGCCUCUGAAUCGCUUGGUGCUGAGGUCAGCUUUCUAGGGACCACCUCGCCGGGGAAACAGCAGCUUGAGCGAAGAGAGGAGGGGUGGUUUUCAUCUAGAGAACAGGACGCCUAUGCUCUGGGUGGAAGUGUGCUGACUUCUCCUGUUGGUUCUUUUCGCCCUCCAACCAACAGGAGAAUUCCGGUACCAGAAAACGGUGACGGAGGGACAGGGCACAAACCAUCUCCUCGAUCUGCGUAUUGGUCGCCUUCAAGACUGCUUUCCUGAUCUGGAUGGAGAGGGCUGCACGAAUGUGGGCGUGUUGUUAACCUAGCAAGGCAACUUGAUCUUGGUCAAUCCGUGUAUUCGUGCACAGCAGAGUAGCGCCAUGCCGUUCGGCUGUCUUCACUCUUAGGAGGAGAGAAGGAAGAAAAGGCAGUAUGUCUGUGCAGAUCGAUCAGUGCGGAGAAAACUAGCGAAUGUUACUCGGGUUGACGAGCCGCUCGACUGUCUCCAUUCUUUUAGGAGGAGAGAAGGAAAAAGAAGGCAGUCUGUCUGUGCAAAUCGAUCAGUGCGAAGGUUGAAGACCCACUCGACGGUCUCGAUUCUUAGGAGCAGAGGGAGGAAAAAAGGCAGUCUGUCUGUGUAAACCGAUCAGUGCGGAGGUUGAAGAGCCACUCGACUGUCUGGAUUCUUAGGAGGAGAGACGGAAAAAGAGGCAGUCUGUCGUUGCAAAUGGACUAACUAGUGGGGAGAAAACUGUUGGUCUAGGAGCUGCUCGGCUGUCUCCAUUCGUAGGAGGACAGAAGGGAAGAAAGGCAGACUGUCUGUGCAAAGCAGAAAACUACUGAAGGCCACUCAGGUUGAUGAGCUGCGUGAUGGCCGACCAUCACACGGUUCAGCGUGCACUUUUGUCUGAUGAAUAGAUCUGGAAAAGGGGCUAGAUGCAAGGCGAAUCCAGCAGAACGGCAAGACAGGUCUGAUGUUGCAUUACGACGUGUGGCUGUUCCAAGGGGGAGGAAGUAGAUGCAGUGCGUAUGCUUCGAUUCGUUUUCUGUGAUUUCAGCGUAUGUGUUGUAGCGCAGAGUGUAAUUUGGCAUGUCAAGACCGCUGCGGUUCCUAGGAGGUUGCCUCUUUUUCAGCGGAGCGUAGUGCAGCUCAUUGCGACUUGCCCUGGGUUAGCAGGAGGCGGGCCCUUGUUCUGUCAGCCGGUCAUAGACGACGACAGUGACGGCCGGGGUUCGCGGGAGGCUGCCCCUUCUUCAGCGGAGCACAAUGCAGCAAACAGAGACCGCCAUGGUAACCAGGAGGCUGGCCCAUUUUCCGUCGGCCGGUCAUAGAUGACCACGGUUUUCUUCCGUCCGCAGGGGUCACAUGGACAUGUGUAGCCGCAGAGGAGGAAAAGCUUGAUGUGUGAUGGAUGCUUGGAGACUUGCAUCACAGUACUCCAGCUUCAACAAGCCAUGUCUGCCUCCAUGUAUCUUUCUACGCAAUGCCAGUCGACAAGCGUAGUUAGUUGCACAAAGUGAGUUCUGUUUUCUUUUGUAGUAAUAAAUACUAAUAACUGAU